UCACUCGCACGCUCUUCCUCCUGGCCUCCUCCAUUGUCCCUUCCUCUCUAUCUCUGUCUCUCUUCUCUUAAACCCCGACAUCACACGCACUCACGGAGUCCUAAAGAAUCUCCCAACAAAAAACCUCUGCUUCCAAAGCUUAAACCCCACCGCCAUGGACUCCCUCCAAGCCACCUACAGAGACGACGACGAAGAUGAAGACGAAUCCGGCCAUCGCACCACCACCAAACCACCACCGGCCACCUCCACCGGGUCGCCCUCCACCACUGCCAGCGAACCCCAAAACGGCUCGAAACCGGACCCCGUGACCUCCGACUCAGACGACCCCAAUAAGUCCCCCAGAUCCGCCCACAACGACAACGACAACAACGCCACCGAAAACGACAACGACACUACAACCACCAACACCACCACCAACAACAACGACGACGAAGACGAGGACGAAGAGGAGGAGGACGACGACGACCCUCCACCCAAGAAGCAGAAACCCCUCUCCUCCCUCACCACAACCCAGCCUCCAAACCCCGAUCAGCCACCACAACAACAACCCAAUGCCGCCGUUAUAGCCACCACGCCCGCCCCUCCGACCACAACGACGGCAAAGAAAUCGAAGAAGAAGAACAAUAACGUGUGGGUCACCAAGUCGACCCGCAAGGGCAAGAAGAAGAACAAGUCCAACAACCAUCACAACGCGCCUGCCGAGGACACCGUCCUCAUCACCCCGGUCCAGAAGUUCCCGGACAAGUCCGACGACACGCUGGACAUGAGAAUCUGCCUCUCCAAGAUAUACAAGGCCGAGAAGGUCGAGCUCAGCGACGACCGCUUGAGCGCCGGGAGCACCAAAGGGUACAGAAUGGUGAGAGCCACCAGAGGGGUCGUGGAGGGCGCGUGGUACUUCGAGAUAAAGGUUGUGAGGUUGGGUGAGUCCGGGCACACCCGCCUCGGCUGGUCGACGGAGAAGGGGGACCUCCAGGCGCCGGUUGGGUAUGACGGGAACAGCUUUGGGUACAGGGACAUUGAUGGGAGCAAAGUGCACAAGGCAUUGAGGGAAAAGUAUGGUGAGGAGGGGUACAAAGAAGGUGAUGUUAUUGGGUUCUACAUUAACUUGCCGGAGGGCGGGUCAUACGCGCCUAAGCCGCCCCAUUUGGUUCUGUAUAAGGGGCAGAGGUAUGCUUGCGCACCGGAGGCCAAGGAGGAAGCCCCCAAAGUGGUGCCCGGAAGUGAGAUAUCUUUCUUCAAAAACGGGGUUUGCCAAGGGGUUGCUUUCAAGGAUCUAUAUGGUGGUCGCUACUACCCGGCUGCUUCAAUGUAUACUCUUCCAAAUCAGCCAAAUUGUGUUGUCAAGUUCAACUUUGGCCCUGAUUUUGAAUUCUUUCCUGAGGACUUCAAUGGGCGUCCCUUGCCUAAGCCCAUGGUUGAAGUUCCUUAUCACGGGUUUGAUAACCGAGUUGAAAAUGGAGUGUCAAAUGAGAAGAAACAUUAGCCAGCAAAUGGUACCUUUCAACGUUAACACUCGCGAAGCUGGGAGAUGGAUCUGAGUUUAACAUUCUGGUGUAAUUUUAGUUGUUACUGACAAAUUAUUUGGUGACAUUGUAAACUUGACUUUUUCUAUGGAAGAAAGAAAAUCUGCAUGUUGAAUA
Messenger RNA from Corylus avellana, 1640 nucleotides. It is a transcript of the gene TRO, whose product is annotated as histone H3K4 methyltransferase TRAUCO. Gene Ontology annotation, molecular function: transcription cis-regulatory region binding; protein binding. The record is from RefSeq and is a predicted model, not a curated record. Gene Ontology annotation, cellular component: Set1C/COMPASS complex. Lineage: Eukaryota; Viridiplantae; Streptophyta; Magnoliopsida; Fagales; Betulaceae.